This is a messenger RNA of Pelodiscus sinensis (Chinese soft-shelled turtle), 2167 nucleotides long. NCBI's taxonomy places the organism in Eukaryota, Metazoa, Chordata, Testudines, Trionychidae. The record is from RefSeq and is a predicted model, not a curated record.
GAUGGGCAGGGGAGGAGACAGGCUGCCCGGGAAUCUAUUGGUCCACCCAGCCUCUCCCCUUGUAAUUUAGAAGCAGCCCCUUUGUAUAGGGAUCCGAGUAGAAUUCAACCAAACUGGGACUUCUCAGGAGUGAAGCCCUUCCUGCAGGGUUAGCUCUCAAGGUGUUUUCACAGGAGCAGGGCAGGAAGCAAUAGGAAAGCUAACUGGGGCUAAUUUGCAAGGAGACAGGCUUAGUCUUGGGAACAGAGGCGUUACAGCCAUUUGUGAAGAUUGCAGAGUGCAGGUCCGGUGGGCAAUCGGCAGCCCCUGCUUUCACAAUGGUCAGGCUCACAGUCACCCCGAAGGUAUCUCUUGCUGAUGAGCCGCUGAAAAUCCAGGUCUCUGGCUUGCCCCCCUCCCAGCUGGUGACUCUCCAAGCCUCUUUGACGGAUGAGAAAGGGGUGUUCUUCUACUCCCGAGCCCUCUACUGGUCAGACAAGGCAGGCGAGGUGGACCUGGAGCGGGCUGCUGCCACAGGAGGGGACUAUGCUGGUGUACAGCCCAUGGGUCUGUUCCACGUUCUGAAGCCGGAAAAGCCGUUCUAUAGGCUGAUGAAGCGGGACGUGAUGCAGAGUCCCUUCCAGAUCCGCCUGGACUUGUUCGACUCCAAUCACCUGUUUUCCUCACCCCACGAUCAGCCUGUGGCCAGCCAGACUGUGGACAGAUGGUACGUGGCACCCGGAGUACAACGGGUCCAGAUCAGGGGAAACAGAGUCCGGGGAGCCCUCUUCCUCCCUCCAGGGGACGGUCCUUUUCCAGGGGUGAUUGACCUGUUUGGUGGGAUAGGGGGACUUAUAGAAUUCCGAGCCAGCCUCCUUGCCAGUCGGGGUUUUGUUGCACUCGCCCUCGCUUACUUCGCAUAUGAAGACCUGCCCAGCUGUCUUGAUGAAGUGGAUUUGGAAUAUUUUGAAGAAGCUGCCAACAUACUCUUGGGACAUCCAAAGGUGGGCGGGGCAGGCGUUGGCGUGGUAGCAAUCUGCAAAGGGGCUGAGAUUGCUCUGGCAAUGGCCACGUUCCUACCACAGAUCACAGCCACUGUGUGCAUUAACGGGACCAAUGCCAUGCACGGGACAGCGCUGCGCUACCGCCAUCUCUACGUCAGCCCAAUCCCUUACAGAUUUGAGUGUGUCCAGAUCACGGCCCUGGGGCUGCUCUCUCUCUACAGUGUCAUUGGGGACACUCAAGCAGAGGCCAACCAAGGGAGCCUCAUCCCUGUUGAAAAGGCCCUGGGGCAGAUCCUCUUCGUCGUGGGUGAAAGUGACCAGAACUACAACAGCAAAGCCUUUGCCGAGGAAGCGAUGGAGAGGAUGGGGCAGCACGGGAGAAAGAACUGCACCCUGUUGUCUUAUCCAGGCGCGGGGCACCUGAUAGAGCCUCCUGGGUCCCCCUUCUGCUCCUGCUCGUGGAACCCCUUUUUCAGCUUGCCCUUGAUGUGGGGAGGGGAAGCCCACGCCCAUGCCGCAGCCCAGGAACAUUCUUGGAGAGAGAUCCAAAAAUUCCUUUGGCACCACCUCUGCCACACAGGAAGCAGCAAACUCUGAUAACAGGGAGGCCUGGAACCGAAAACGUUUGUGCCCUACGCCCUCCCCAGUUGAUCAAGAACUAUUGGAACAAGCUGUGAGCUCUGGGUAUUAAUGGGACAAGCUCCUAGUGGGGGAGGAGCCUUUCCAAUCCCCGUGUCUAUCAUGGCUUGCGGGCCGCAGGCAGGAAACACAAGUGCACAGACAAGAAUGAUCGAGUUUCAUACAAAGCAGAUGUGUGCGGGAGGCCUGAUUCAGCUCUCACUGACAUCUGUGGGAAGUGGGUCAGGCCCCAUGGGAGGGAGUCUGGUGGUGGCGUCUCUCUGCAGGGUUUUAUGCGGAAUGGUCCCCGUUUUGCUUCCCCGUAGUUCCAACCUGUGAGUUUUUGCCUCACGUGAACCCCAAAGUUUUAAGGGGAAAAUACUGACAUCGGGCAGGUCUACUGUGAUGUGCAUAGUUACAACUUGGCCAACCCAGCCUUGACCAGAUUCAUUUGAAUCUUAGCUCUGAUUUUCUUCCCUGCAGUGAAAAAAAGCUUCCCUAAAAAGUUGGCAGGAUGAUUUUUCUCUCUGACGUGCUGUUAAACCAUUAAACUAUGCCAGAAUUCA